This is a messenger RNA of Melozone crissalis (California towhee), 804 nucleotides long. RefSeq names its product prostaglandin E synthase (gene PTGES). The transcript has 4 exons. Gene Ontology annotation, cellular component: membrane. Gene Ontology annotation, molecular function: prostaglandin-E synthase activity. Gene Ontology annotation, biological process: prostaglandin biosynthetic process. The coding region runs from base 171 to 611 and encodes 146 amino acids. The record is from RefSeq and is a predicted model, not a curated record. Lineage: Eukaryota; Metazoa; Chordata; Aves; Passeriformes; Passerellidae.
GGCUGCUGGGGCGGGCGCUGAGCUCGUUCUCAGCUCCUCCUGCCACGGAGGGAUCCGCAGAGCUCCGCUCCGGGCUGUUCCUGCCUCUCCCCUGCGAGGUUCUGUCGCAGCCCAAGAUCUCCCCUGGCUUUGGGUGCUGAAGCGACCCAGCAGCAAGUUCUCCUCCCAAAAUGAUGGAAAAUAAAGUGUUCCUGUCAUUCACGUUCUACAGCACGAUUCUGAUUUUAAAAAUGUACGUCGUUGCCAUCAUUACCGGCCAAGUGAGACUCAGAAAGAAGGCAUUUGCAAACCCAGAGGACGCCCUGCGCAAUGGGGGGCUGCAGUUCUACCGCCAGGACCCUGACGUGGAGCGCUGCCGCAGGGCCCACCGCAACGACAUGGAGAACAUCUUUCCCUUCCUCUUCCUCGGAGCCAUCUACUCCCUGCUGGAUCCCAGUCCCACUGUGGCCAGGAUCCACUUCCUCAUCUUCUGUGUGGGAAGGAUCGUGCACACCAUUGCCUACCUGCUGCAGCUGAGGGCUCCCACCCGCUCCGUGGCCUACGGCGUGGCCCAGCUGCCCUGCUUCUCCAUGGCCCUGCAGAUCCUGCUGGCCACCACCCCGCACUGGUAACAGCCAGGGAGGGCCAGCACCCAAACCCCCUCAUCCUGACUCUGCUGGGCCCCUGGAGUGGGAGAGAGUGAGAGAGAAUGAGAGUGUGUGUGAGAUGUCAGCAGGGAGGUCACCUGCACCCUGAGGAUGUUCAGUGCAGCCUUGAUGCCAUCAGGAUUUGUCAGAGGAGGCACCAGAGAGCAGGGAAAUGCAG